Aspergillus sclerotioniger CBS 115572 is the source of this 1145-nucleotide messenger RNA. RefSeq names its product formate/nitrite transporter family protein. The coding region runs from base 13 to 942 and encodes 309 amino acids. Gene Ontology annotation, cellular component: membrane. The record is from RefSeq and is a predicted model, not a curated record. Gene Ontology annotation, molecular function: high-affinity secondary active nitrite transmembrane transporter activity. Lineage: Eukaryota; Fungi; Ascomycota; Eurotiomycetes; Eurotiales; Aspergillaceae. Gene Ontology annotation, biological process: transmembrane transport; nitrite transport. The transcript is spliced from 4 exons.
AGCAUCGCCAUUAUGUCUGUUAAUCUGGAUGCAUACACGCCCGCCGAGGUCAUCGAGUUUGUUGCCCGGGCGGGCGCCGCCAAGGGAAACAUGCGUCUCGAUAAGGUGUUUUUUAGCGCCGUCUCGGCGGGAUGUCUGCUUGGAUUGGCGUGUGGGACGUCGUUGAGCACGAAUACGAGUUCGUGGUUUCAGGAAAAUGCCCCCGGGUUGAUUCGCACGAUUGGUGCGCUGGUGUUUCCGUAUGGUUUGUGUAUGAUUAUUUUGACGGGCGCGGAUUUGUGUACCGGGUCGUUUAUGUAUACUACGGUCGCGGCCCUCCAGCGCCAACUCCCCUGGUAUAAGAUGCUCUUGCACUGGUUCGUCACCUUUUGGGGAAAUCUCUGCGGUUCGCUUUUCCUGGUCGCGAUUAUUUUUGGCUACGGCGAAGUCUUCUCCACCGACCCCUACAAAUCCGAAGUAAUCGCCUACGCGACCAAAAAGCAAGUAACUCCGCAGUUCCAACAAAUCUUCCUCCGCGGCAUCGGAUGUAACUGGCUCGUCUGUUUGGCAUGUUACUUUGGGAUUCAGGGCCGCGACCUCGCAUCUAAGAUAAUCGGUAUCUGGUGGCCGAUCUUUGGGUUCGUGUCGUUGGGGUUCGAUCACGUUGUGGCGAAUAUGACCUUCAUUCCGUUGGCGAUUUGGUUGGAUGCUCCGGAUAUCACGGUCGGGUUGUAUAUCUGGAAGGGGAUUAUUCCGACCCUCUUGGGGAAUAUUGUGGGGGGUGGGUUGUUUGCUGGGGCAUACUAUUGGUACAUGUACCUCUUACCCGGAGAGACUAUGAGUCUGGCUGCGUUGCGGAGACGACAACAACAACAAUCUGCGGGGAGUUCGGAGGUGACGGCUACAGCGGGCGGGAAGGAUGAUGUGGAGGCGUCUGCGGGGGUAUUGGAAAAGACGGCAUGAGAUCGGAAAGUGGAUAAUUGGAUGGGAUAGUUAAUGUGAUGUGUGUAUACGAGAAUAGUAACACUGCUGCACCUGCAUCAGGCAUCCAUGAUCGACGCCCGGUCGAUUUACGCCCCGGCCAAUCAUUACCCGGAAUGAAGGGGUCGGCUGUGCUGUCCGCUGCCAAGAUAUCCCUGGCGGUUUCAGGCAUCCAUUUGUCACGG